Molecule: messenger RNA, 3016 nt
Organism: Suillus clintonianus
Lineage: Eukaryota; Fungi; Basidiomycota; Agaricomycetes; Boletales; Suillaceae
Exons: 17
Coding region: 252-2870 (872 amino acids)
Biological process (GO): proteolysis
Molecular function (GO): metalloexopeptidase activity
Source: RefSeq, a predicted model, not a curated record
AAAUUGAUUUCCUUUAUUGAUUCCCACCUGCAGAGGCUGUACGUAUUCAACUUGCUACUUAGAGCUUUUACGCUAGUACUUUCUCUAUUUGCUUCAAGUUGAAACGUUUCAGUCACGACGCAUGUUACUACUGUGAUACUCAUUCUACCAUAUUACUUUCUGUUUGUUCAGCCGCAGCACUUUUGCUUUGCUUACAGUCUCAGGUCACCGUCUAAACAGUACUAGGUCAACCUUGACUUGGCCCCGAUACCAUGGUUAAUAGGACGCGACGAUGGGGGCCAGUGCAGUCUCUGCUCGCACUAGCACCACUGCUCAUUGGAUUACCAUGGCUUGCAUUGAAGCACCAGUAUUCGUUACCUACGCCCAUCGUAGACCAAUAUGACCCCGUGACCUCCUUGCCUCAGCUCUCUGAAGCAACAAUCCUCCAAUAUGCCAAGUACCUGUCAGAGGAUAUCGGAUACCGCACACCUGGCACCCGCGAACACGCCCUCGCGGAUCUUUGGAUGACAGAGAAAGCUUUCCAGCUCAAAGAGGAGUGUGACCGUGUCGUAGCCGCUCAUCCCGACCGUAAACUCGAAUGUGAGGUAUGGAGGCAAGAGGGCAAUGGGAGUCAUCGCUUUGAUAUGAUGGCCGCGCGGUUAUACAAACGUUAUGUCAACCUGAGCAAUAUCAUCAUCCGCCUGAGCGAUGGCACGGACGAGGGAAAAGUUGAUGCCGUGCUUAUAAACUCACAUCUUGAUAGUACUCUUCCCAGUCCAGGCGCUGCAGAUGACGCGCUUGCAGUAGGUGUUAUGAUUGAGUGUGUGCGGGUGUUGGUAAAUACCCCUGGGUGGGAGCCAAAGCAUGCAGUUAUAUUUUUAUUCAACAAUGCCGAAGAGUCUCUCCAGGACGGGUCGCACCUUUACUCGACGCAGCACCCCACUGCGUCUACCGUCCGUGCUGUCGUCAAUUUGGAAGCUGCUGGCACCACAGGCCCUGAACUUCUGUUCCAGGCGACUUCUCACGAGAUGAUUCAGGCGUAUUCACAUGUGCCUCGGCCAUACGGAACAAUCUUUGCAAAUGAGAUCUUCAGCUCAGGCGUGCUACUCUCUGACACUGAUUUCCGGCAGUUUGAGUACUACUUGAACGUCACCGGGCUUGACAUGGCAGUUGUGGGUAACAGCUAUAUGUACCACAUGCGCGGGGAUCUGGUGGAAAACAUCGAGGCAGGCGUUGCACAGCACAUGGCCGAAAAUACACUCGCAUUGAUUGAGCACCUUACCUCAUCUGCCUCACCGCUGCCAGGGCUCGCAUCAGGAUACGGGCGCCCUAGUACCGUCUUCUUUGCGUACCUGGGGGUAUUCUUGGUAUAUUCGUUCCGCACAGCCGAAGUGAUGUACUCGCUGCUUUUCAUUGCCAGUUGUGUGCUUGUCAGAAGCGCUAGCGGGUCAAGUACAAGAGGUGCAACGAUGGCGAGGGCAUUGCUUUCUGUAACCGCUGGAGGGCUGGGAGCUAUUAUUGGGGCGAAUGCCGUUGCAUUCGUGAUGCAGCAGGUGUUGGGCCGGGGAAUGAGUUGGUUCAAGGGCGAAUUUGAGCCGUUGAUAUUAUAUGGCCCCGCGGCUAUGUGUGGAGCCCUCUUAAGUCAAUUGCCUUUUGCCCCGGUCCCUGAAAAAGCCCUCCUGCACGCACAGCUCCUUGCAUAUGCGUUCUUGGGUGCGGCGGGCCAGCUUGCUGGUAUUGGAUCCAGUGUGGUGUUCUUCCUUAGUGCACUCUCGACAUUUGUGGCCUUACUUGUUGACCGUGUGACUGGCUAUUUGAGUGCCUCCGUCAAAAAUGACAAGACGGAGGGCAAUGACGGCUCGGUGAGCCUAUGGACAUAUGCUCUAGGCCAGACCAUCCCGCUGUUGACGGGGACUCAACUGACGUCUGCGACUUUGGUUGUGUUCGUACCGCUGACUGGCCGUAUUGGCUCUGAGGCUCCGGCAGAAUAUAUCAUUGCUUCCAUUGUAGCGGUCCUGGGCUCCUACACGCUUAACCUCACUACACCAUUCGUUCAUCGAUUUGGUCUGCCUGCUCUGCGUAAAGCAGUCAUAAUUCUGCUCCUUGGAGUGGGCGUAAUGAUGGCAGUGUUUGCCAGAAAGGAGGUAUUUGAUAAAUAUCAUCAAAAGAGGCUAUUUGUGCUUCACAAGGAGGACUUGAACACACGCGAGCAACACCUCCAUCUUGCAGCUGCGGAUGGCGCGCCCGGCUUUGAUGACCUUGUGCAUGACAUCACGGCACGCUUUGGCGCUGAUGGGGUGCCCCCCAAGGCUGUUGUCAUGGACGACUGGAAUGGUGAUUGGGAUACGUUGUAUCCGUUCUCAGCGUUCCUCUCCCCAUACAAGAUUGACCUCCCACUAGACCCGGCGUAUGACGCGCCUUGGCCGCCAGCAGAGCAGUUCACGGUUUCAGCUGCUAAUGAUACCCUUGACGAGAGUAAGGGAACGAGGAGUCUGACGUUGAAGAUUGAUCACCCAGGAAUAAUGUGGACUGUGAUUGCAUUCGAUGCGCAUGUCCUAGAAUGGACGCUAGAUAACAGCCCACCUGAGGAGUAUGCGCGCCACCACAUCAAAGAAGCGUCGUUCUACGGAACUGACGUGUGGACGGUGGACAUGACGAUCAAAUGGCCGCCACCCCCGAACGCACAUCCCAGAUCUUCUGAUGCGAACGGGAUGAAGGUGAACUUCAUCGGGAUACAGGAGAAGCGCAUGUGGCCUGCGAAAAAGGCUGAGGCGGAUGGAAGUCAGGCAAUGAAGCUCUUCAAGGAGUUUGACGCGUGGCUGGAUGAGAAGACGGGCGGUAGUGUCGAUGCGCUGAUGAUGGGGUGCGUGAGCGGGCAGGCGGUCGUAUAGAUUGGGUUGGGUUGGGAAAUGCGGGACGAUGAGUUAACAUAGAUCAUCAUCAUCGUUAUAACCGCCGUUACAUAAAACUCAUCGGUUACUCCUUUCUUGUCUUUUGGAUGCAUUUGCGUUCAUUCAUAAUCUCAAGAUUGAUGAAU